Messenger RNA from Rosa rugosa (rugosa rose), 555 nucleotides. RefSeq lists its product as uncharacterized. Bases 1 to 468 code for a protein of 155 amino acids. The transcript is spliced from 4 exons. The record is from RefSeq and is a predicted model, not a curated record. Lineage: Eukaryota; Viridiplantae; Streptophyta; Magnoliopsida; Rosales; Rosaceae.
AUGCAUGAUACACCUUUUCAGCAUUCCCUUUACCCAAUGACAUGGUUAUUUUUUCGGGAAAACAGCUGUUUUGGGCAUGCUUUGACAGACUUUAUAGAAAUUAAUUCUGCCUCUAAUAAAGCAAACUUCAUCAAGUUUUAUACUUGGUUCAUUGUGGUGAAAAUUAGAUUCAUUUGUGGUCAAAGUUUCCUGCUUAGAGCUACAUUGACCAGGUUCGUCUAUGAAGAUGGUUGGUAUUAUGCAGCAUGCCCCACAUGCUUCAAGCAAAUGAGGCUAUUAUGCCUCAUGCCCCUCAUGCUCGAGCAAAUGAGGAGAAAGCCACAAAUGGCAGCCCAUCUCAUCCAAAAACAAAUGAACUGCUCAUCAACACAGGAGAGGCAUCAACAGCAAAUGAACCAACUAAUGACACAUCUGAAGAAGCGAGGUAGAGUAAUUGGUGCGAAGUAUAAGUAUAGGAUAUUUUGGUGAUAACUAACGACUUUUGUAAUUUAUACAUAAAGAACAGCUUUGGUUAGAUUAUGCAUUUUUUUGAAAAAAUGUAAAUACAACAGCUUC